Capronia epimyces CBS 606.96 is the source of this 2478-nucleotide messenger RNA. RefSeq lists its product as uncharacterized. The transcript is spliced from 2 exons. Gene Ontology annotation, molecular function: protein binding. The record is from RefSeq and is a predicted model, not a curated record. Lineage: Eukaryota; Fungi; Ascomycota; Eurotiomycetes; Chaetothyriales; Herpotrichiellaceae. The coding region runs from base 1 to 2478 and encodes 825 amino acids.
AUGGGGAAGCCGAAGCCAGUAACGAUUGCAGGGACUCCUAAGGCCCAGGCGCUGAAGCCGAAGCCACAGGGGGGAAACACAGACCAUGGCGCAGCCGACGCCGCCCGGCAGAGCAGUGCCGGCGGCAAACAGGGUGUGGCGAGGGACGCCAGGCUCUUGCCUAAUUCGAGAAAAUUCGACGAGCAGAAGCCUCGUCUUGCCGAGCAGCAACAGCAGCAGCAGCAACACCGACCCCAGCAGCAGAACAAUAGAGUUUCCUCACCCGCACCCCAAGCUCAAAGUGCGCCCCUAACGGCCGGUGUGAAAGACGCAGUCGGCAAGCUGCACCGCCCAACACGCUCAACCUCCUACACAACUCCGCUCCCACUGUUGGGCAACGAGUCGAAGCUAAAGGCGGGAACGGCGGCAGCUACCCAGGCUCCUCUGACUGAGGAAAACCUUCGAAGCCUCCUCCGCUCGCUGGACGGUAGUGGCGGCAGAAGAACUGCUGCUGAGCCUGCUGCCCGUGCCAGUGCCAGUGUCACUGAUCCUGAUCCUGCCCCACCCACAGCCGCAACGACUGGUCCAAAUCCAUCAUCAUUCAUGCGGAAGUCAAAAUCCCCCAAGAAGCACGACAAGGACAAGGACAAGAAAAAGAGCAAACCCGACCCCGACACACAUCCAUUGAACCUGCCUCCUGACCAGCUGCGUCAACUUACGGUCCAGAUGGCUCGACAAGAGGCUGAGGCCGAGGCCGAGGCCAGCGCCAAUGCCAGUGCCAAUGCCAGCAAAGAAUCAGCGUCCGCAGAGAAAACUGCCCCGGAGACAAACAAUCAUGAAUUCGUCUUGCCCCAGGGUAACUUGCCCCCGGGCAACGUGUCAAAAAAGGCUCCAGUCGCUUCUCCCGAGACACCCAGUGAUGGGACGACGACGAACGGUGUCAAUGGUCAUGAUGAACGAAGUCCGACUCCCCCACCGCACCGGGUUCCUGCUGCGCCCAAAGUAGAUCCAGAGGCCUGCAAGGCCGCAGGUAACAAAUUCUUCAAGGCUAAAGACUAUGAUAAAGCAAUUGAAGAAUACACCAAAGCGGUCGAAGCAGAUCCUGCAAACCCAACCUACUUAUCAAACCGAGCCGCCGCCUAUAUUUCUGCCAACAGGUACAGCCAAGCCCUUGGUGAUGCGUUACAAGCAAGCAGAUUAGAUCCUCAAAAUGACAAAAUCCUUCAUCGACUCGCCCGAAUCUACACCUCUCUCGGCCGGCCCCAAGAUGCCUUGGACACCUACGCGAGGAUCCCGAAUGCCUCAGCCACAGAUACCGCCGCGGCCCGGAAAGCUUUGCAAGCGAUUGAAGUGGCAGAGAAACAAAUCAACUCGGAAGGUGGAAAUGGCAAUAUGGCGCUUUGGAGCAUCGAACAGGCUAGACAGACACUAGGACCUGGGACACCAACACCUCGAGGAUGGCAGAUACUGAAAGCCCUUGCUAACUUGAAGGUUGGAUCUGUAAAUUCAUUAGGGGAGGUCCAAGCAAUUGCCCAGAUCUUGCUGCGUGAGAAUCCUAUGGAUGCCGAGGCCAUGGUCCUCGUGGGGCAAGCCUUUUACCUGAGAGACGAGAAACCUCAGCAGGGCAAGAGCGAUUACGAACGUGCAGAAGAGUAUUUUAGACAAGCACUGGCACUCGACCCUGACAACACCGCCGCUCGAAAUUACCUGCGAACCAUGAAGAAGCUGGACAGGGCGAAGACGGAAGCCAACAACCUGUUCAGAAGGGGCAAAUACUCGGAGGCAGUGGCAGCGUACACGGAAGCUCUGAGCAUUGAUCCCGCCAACAAGGCCACCAACGCGAAACUCUUGGGGAAUCGUGCCAUGGCACGGAUCAAAAUCAAAGAGUUCGAGGAAGCCAAGACCGACUGUGACCAAGCGUUGAAACUGGACCCAACAUACAUGAAAGCCCGCAAGACCCGCGCUAAAGCCACGGGUGAGUCAGGCGACUGGGAACAGGCCGUGAAGGACUGGAAGGCGUUGGUCGAAGACAACCCCUCCGAUGCGGAGUUGAACAAGGAAUUGCGCAAUGCGGAGCUGGAGUUGAAGAAGUCUAAACGCAAGGAUUAUUACAAAAUCCUCGGUGUGGAUAAGGAUGCAGGGGACAAGGAUAUUGAGCGAGCGUACAAGCGCAAAGCGGCCGUCCUGCACCCCGACAAGACGAUGGGGGACAAGGCCAAAGAAGAGGAGUUCAAGGACUGUCUCGAGGCCAAGGAGACACUGCUCGAUCCGCAGAAACGCCAUAUCUACGACACCGGAGCGGAUCUGAUGGAACCUGGUAUGGGAGGAGGAUUCCCUGGCGGCAUGGGAGGCUUUGGCGGCAUGGGUGGUGGUGGAGGCGGGGUUCAGAUUGACCCUGAGAUGCUGUUCAACAUGAUGAACGGCAUGGGCGGCGGUGGCGGAGGCGGAUUUAGAUUCAGCAAUGGUGGUGGACGGGGUGGACAGUCGCCGUUUGGUUGA